Cyphellophora europaea CBS 101466 is the source of this 2343-nucleotide messenger RNA. RefSeq names its product ribosomal RNA small subunit methyltransferase B. Gene Ontology annotation, biological process: rRNA base methylation; maturation of LSU-rRNA. NCBI's taxonomy places the organism in Eukaryota, Fungi, Ascomycota, Eurotiomycetes, Chaetothyriales, Cyphellophoraceae. The coding region runs from base 1 to 2343 and encodes 780 amino acids. Gene Ontology annotation, molecular function: RNA binding; rRNA (cytosine-C5-)-methyltransferase activity. The transcript has a single exon. The record is from RefSeq and is a predicted model, not a curated record. Gene Ontology annotation, cellular component: nucleolus.
AUGGGUCCUGGAAGGCGUAUGAAGAAGCAGGGUCCUCCUGCGACCCUUGAACAGCUUGGCCUAGCAUCGAAGUCCAAGCGGAAAAAUGUAGACGCCGCCGCUCAAGACGGCCCCACGAGGAAGCGCAAGAAGACCACAGACGAGCCCACCGAGGUUGCAGAGCCCAAGAAGCUGGUCAAACUUGACCGUAAGAUCAGGCAAGAUAUCGAUGAGAGCGUUGCGAAAAAGCCCAAGAAAGCGAAAAAGCAGUUCGUGAACAAUGAUGCGCAGAUUACGGUGCCUCCCCCGAUGCUCAUAGAGGGUUUCGAAGAUGAGGACGACGAAGAUGCGCCUGAGCUGGUGGAUGGCGAUCUUAGUGAUGCAAACUUUUCGCAAGAGGAGGAUGAAGAAGUGGACGAGAUGGCUCUCGAGGAUGUCUCCUCAGGCUCGGGUACAGGAUCAGACUCGGUGUUCGACUCAGACGACCCGGAUGCGGGCCAGCAAAAGCGUGGAGCCAUGUUCUCCGAUGACGAAGAUGCCUCCGACGCCGAAGCACAACUCACAGCGGCCAACAUUGAAGGCCUCUCCCGGAAGCUGGACCAAGAGCAAGCAGAUCUCGAGGCGGACGCCCAGGCUGAGCUACAAGACAAUGCGCUACAAACAAACAUCGCGGCAGACUCAGACUUGCUUGACACUGCCGGUGCCACCACAAAUCUAGCACCCGAUCUAGCCCUCAUUCGCAACCGGAUCACAGAAGCAAUUCGGAUCCUCAGCAACUUCUCGACUAGCAACCCUACUAAAUCUCGCUCUGAAUACACCGACCUGCUCAUCUCCGACAUCUGUACCUACUACGGCUACAACGAAUUCCUUGCCAACAAGCUUUUCUCUCUCUUCUCCCCGUCUGAAGCCUUCGCAUUCUUCGAAGCCAACGAGACACCACGACCCAUCGUCCUGCGUACAAAUAUGCUCCGCACAAAUCGACGCACCCUCGCACAAUCUCUCAUCAAUCGGGGAGUUGUCCUCCAACCUGUCGGCAAGUGGUCCAAGGUCGGCCUUCAAAUCUUCGAGGCACCCGUCCCUCUAGGUGCCACUCCCGAAUACCUAGCAGGCCACUACAUCCUCCAAGCCGCCUCCUCCUUCCUGCCCGUCAUGGCGCUGGCCCCACAGCCCAACGAGCGGGUACUCGACAUGGCCGCCGCGCCCGGCGGUAAGACCACCUACAUCUCGGCACUCAUGCGCAAUACAGGUGCUGUCUUCGCCAACGAUGCGAAUCGCAAGCGCGCCAAGGGUCUCAUUGGCAACAUUCACCGCUUGGGCUGCAAGAACGUCAUCGUGUGCAACUACGACGCGCAGAAGGCGUUCCCCAAGAUCCUCGGCGGCUUCGAUCGCAUCCUGCUGGAUGCGCCCUGCUCCGGCACGGGCGUCAUUGGCAAGGACCCCAGCGUCAAGACGAGCAAGAACGAGCGCGACUUUCUGAUGCUGCCGCACAUGCAGAAGCAACUGCUGCUCGCUGCCAUUGACUCGGUCGAUCACGCCAGCAAAACCGGCGGCUACGUCGUCUACUCCACCUGCUCCGUCACGGUGGACGAAAACGAGAGCGUCGUGCAGUACGUACUGCGCAAACGUCCCAACGUCAAGAUCGUCGAGACGGGAUUGCCCGAGGGCUUUGGCACCGAGGCUUUCAAGGCCUUCGAGGGCAAAAAGUUCGAUGAGCACAUGAAUUGGGCCAGGCGGUGGUACCCGCAUAAGGAAAAUGUCGAUGGCUUCUUUGUCUGCAAGCUCCGUAAAGUGGGCCCGUCACCGAAGGGCGCAGGUGUGGCGGGAGCUGCGGACGUGAAUGGCGAAGCAUCUGUGGCGAUCAACGGUGUUAGCAAGAGGGCAAAGGGCACCAGCAGCGCAGAGGAAUCCGCGACAGACACCAAGGACGACGACGAUGAGUUCGGCGGCUUCGACGACGAGGCAGACGAGCAGGUCAUGCAGCGUGAGGAGCGAAAACGCUUGAGGCGUAAGGGCCUUGAUCCCCGGACCGUGGGCUUCAAGGCCAGCGGCAAGGCGAAGACGAAGUCGAAGUCAGGCAGCGGAACUGAAGAGAAAUCCCGUACAAACGGCGGCACGAAUGGCGUAGCAACGACAGUGGACAAGGCGGAGAAGAAGUCACUGCCAGAAAAGGCUAACGGUGAAGCAAGCGCCGCGGAGGUGGAUCUGUCCAAGGUCAGCGGUUCCACGACGUUGGAGAAGAAGGCGCGGGCAGGCCAGGUGGUGAGCGAAAAGCCCAAGGAGACGAAGCUGAAGAGCAAAAACAAGGACAAGACGGAGACGACGAAAAGGGGAAAGAAGGGCCCGGCGCCUGCGUCCGGGGCGUGA